AUGUCUGCUCAAUUCCCACCCACCCUUGUUGAACACAUAGUUCUGCAUCCUCAUCCCCACCGAUCUUUUCAGUGGGAGGACAUACCUGCCUUUGUGAAACAACAGGCGGAAAUGCGCUUUUACGAUGGAUCAGCUGCGAAUGAUGCAUACAAAAUCUAUGGUGUAAACCCAAUUCAGGGUGCAUUGGCGGUAAUUAGACCUGAUGGGUAUGUUGGUAUUCUUGCGCGCCUUGAUAAUACGGCGAGUUUGGAUGAUUAUCUGAGACGGUGUAUCCGCCCUGCUGCAUAA
This is a messenger RNA of Penicillium angulare, 288 nucleotides long. Its product is annotated as Phenol hydroxylase C-terminal dimerization. The coding region runs from base 1 to 288 and encodes 95 amino acids. The record is from RefSeq and is a predicted model, not a curated record. The transcript has a single exon. NCBI's taxonomy places the organism in Eukaryota, Fungi, Ascomycota, Eurotiomycetes, Eurotiales, Aspergillaceae.